AUGUCUAUUCCCUCUAACCCCAAACUGGACGGCUUCGAAAUCCUCCAACACAACUAUAAGCAUAUCGGCGACCAUGGGAUCCGAGCUGAUAUUUUGAUCCCGAAAACAAAGUAUAACGGUGCUAGACCGCUUAUAAUUCGAACCCAUGGCGGUGCCUUGAUGAUGGGCGAUUCGCUCUACAUGGACUGGUGGCCCCAAUGGACCUCCGAUCUCGCCUUACAAAAUGAAGCCGUCAUCGUCAGUCCAAACUAUCGUCUCCUACCAGAAGCCACUGGGGCCGAUAUCUAUGCCGACAUUGAAGAUUUCUGGACCUGGGUGCACUCAGCCGAGUUCGUGGACUUGUUGGCGAAGCACACAAGCCCGACAAAGGUCGACCUGAGCCGUAUUUUUACCUCUGGAGAUUCCGCCGGCGGCCUUAUCAGCCUGUAUCUCGCACUUUCGCAUCCAACAGAGAUUCGUGCCGCAGUUCUCGCAUAUCCCUUCUUGGACCCUAGCUCAGAAUCAUUCAGUUCGCCCCGCGCGACCGCGCCAUUCAACCAUCCCAUCCCAGAAUCCGUCAUACAUGAGAACAUGAAAGCGGUAGUUCUAGACACCGUCAAGUCAUCAAUCAGUACGCCAGAUAGCCUGGCUUUCAUGCUAGCUGCUGUGCAGCACGGGGCUAUCACGGGAAUGUACGAGCGUGGAUCGCAGGGCGUGCCACGCGAGGUACUCUAUCCCAUGGAGCGCCUAGAGCAGCCAAACCUUCAGAUCCCACAGGGCGGCAUUGCAGUAAUUCACGGCCGCCAAGACACUGUAGUCCCUCUUGGAGAUGUCGAGAAGUUUGUGACUCGGGCAAAACAAGUCACUGAAGGUCUUCCUGGCAACGGGGUGGUUUUGACAGUGCGGGACGGAGAGCAUGGGUUUGACUCGGCUGUCCCGUACGAGGAAGCAUGGUUGAAGGAUGCAAUUAAAACUGCCGUGGAUGCGUGGUUGGAGUGA
Messenger RNA from Penicillium macrosclerotiorum, 978 nucleotides. RefSeq lists its product as uncharacterized. The transcript is spliced from 2 exons. The record is from RefSeq and is a predicted model, not a curated record. Gene Ontology annotation, molecular function: hydrolase activity. The coding region runs from base 1 to 978 and encodes 325 amino acids. NCBI's taxonomy places the organism in Eukaryota, Fungi, Ascomycota, Eurotiomycetes, Eurotiales, Aspergillaceae.